AUGGACUACUUCGAAUACCCUUUCAAGGGGCUGCCGUCUCCCGCAGACACACCCUACGAGACCCCCGACUUCAUCCGGUCCAAGCGAUCGUCAAGAGCAACGGCAGGAUCGUCGAGGGACGCUUCUGUCAGCCCUCCUCCCCUCCCACCAGAUAAUGUCGAGCAGAGGGAAAAGGCGAGAGAUGGGAGGUAUGGCGCGAUGGAUCCUCGACGUUUUACACCAACGCUGCACGCGUCACUUGUCUCCGAGAUCCUGAACCUGCGGCGAGAGCUGGACUCGAAGAACAAUCUGGUCGAGAAUCUUGAGCAGAGCCUAUCCUCUGCAAAGACGGACAAUGAGAGCUUGACGGGCAAGCUUUCCGAGAAUGCUAAAGAGGUCAGGAAAGCGAGGGUACAGGUUCAGCAGAUCGAGAGAGGUACUCUGGAGGCAGUUGAAGGACUGGCAAAUGAGCGCGAUGCAGCGAACAGCACGGUAGCAGACCUGAGGGCCAAGCUCGAGGCGGCGCAGAAGACGGCUAGGCGUCAGGACGACGAUGCUGAACGUACACAAAGCAUAUGGGAGUCUGAGAAGGAGCGGUGGGAGAACGAGCGCCGCCAGAUGGAGCGCAGGAUCCACGUUACGGAAAGCAGGUUGAGGACGGUUAUCGACGAGAUGACUGUGCAGCAGGCGGCCAACGAAGGUCCAACAACACACGUCUCCGACGUUGACGAGAGCAUGUUCAAGGACAGCGGCUUUGGCAAUGAGAGCGAUACUGCGAGCGUGCGAUCAAUGACUCCCGUCAAACACAGAAGGAACAAGAGCAGUCUCAGCUCUCGCACCAGGAGCAUUCGCAACUCGACUAUGUCUCGCACGUCUGGUACACCGGAUCCUUAUGCGAAGCCAAAUGGUUAUAGCUUGGCUGACGAGCUGGGAAUCGACGAAGAAGACGAGUACGAUAUGGACGAGUUCGAGCACCCUGAUGAGGAGCUUGAAUACAACGAGCAGCUGCGAAGGACAAUGGAAUCGAGGCAGAGCUCUGUCAUUGGCGUGGAUUCCGACGCAAAAGCGAAACGUGUGCUUGGGUUGACAACUGAGAAUAUCGACGCGGCGGCCCGCACACCAACUGUUAAGGAACAUGUGAAAGCCCGGACCGAUUCGUUGUCUACUUCUGCGCACACGAAGCCAUCCCUAGAACAAGCAGCUUCUCCACCAUCAACUGCUGUCCCUGAGGCAACUCCGCGAAUCCAGUAUGUCGACACAGGAUACCAACCAUCUCCUCCGCCUUCGCCGCCACGCAAGGUCGAGCCAACUCUCCCGACUGGCGACGUUCCAAGGAUACAAGAGCCCAGCUCUGCGACUGCUCCGGAUGCAGAGGCAACUAGAAGCCAGGAGACUGUGCAACUACAGCCUCUGCUGAUGUCGCGAUCCUCUCCGUCUCCGAUAAGUCCCCCAGAGACUCCUGUGGUGGAUGGCAAAACGUGGCCCGAGGAGAAGCGAAUGUCCUUCCCUAGACCUGCUUACACAACAGCCUCCACGCAAACGGAGACUGAAGAAGCCACAGAGAAGGCCGGCCAUACGCCAAAACGGGACAGCCUCAGUCCUCCCUCCUUCGUGCCAUCGAUUGCGAUACAUCCGCCAUCUUCGAGACCAUCGUCUCCAAGGCCAUACGUUCUGCCGCCGGGAACAAAAAAUGCUUCGACUCAAGCGAGCCUGGGCUGGAAAUCACGAGAUGCUGCAGUUCAGACGGAGAACAUUCGAGUAGACAUGCGGCCGGUGAAGCUGCCAAAACACCUGAUGCCUGGCUAUCUCCUACCCAGUCCGACUUUUGAGGAACCACCACAGCCACCGCAGCCGAAGCCAUCAAAGCGACCAGCUACGGGAGGCACAGCUAAAAUCUUCACAAAGGCAGCUCCACCACCGCCACCACCGCUGCCGUCUCCUCCGGCUCAGUCGCCGCCACAGAGCAGUCCGGAGCUGUCCCGCGACAACAGCCAGAAGGAUUUGCGUUCCAUGCCACUGCGGGCUAUACCGUUGCCACGUCCAGUGCUGGCACCCUCGCAGCCUGCAGGGCAAAGUGCUAGUGCAGGACCGUUGAAUCGGUCUUCCCAGUAUGGCGUGAGCAAAGCCGGAGACAGGACAAGCCAAUUGCUCGACAUGGAUCCUCUUUCUGAUGGAAGCGACGGCGAGGACUUCGUCAGCGAUUUCGACACCAAGGACUUUGAGAGUUCGCUCUAUGCAGUAGCACGGCCGCCCCAGGGCAGGUUCGGUCUCUCGGAGCCACCCAAGGCAGUGCCUGAGGACAAGGAGAUCUCGCCAGAACGCAGGCCAGGCACUGCUGAAUCUUAUGGGGCUGCUCCUGCGCCCUCGGUCUCGAGCAGCAGAGCACAAUCGCGGACGUCGCAUCGCGAUAACGGCAAAGCACCAGCGAAAUUGAACACGUACAAGGACCAUCGUUCCCGGAGCCCAAGCUUUGGCAGCGUGAUCUCCAGUGCCUACAGCAAUCCGUCCGUUACUGCACCGCCGUUCCCUAUCCCCACCAGGUCGAGUUCACGCAUCGUCCCGAACUCACAUAGCGAGGGCUCGCAGAGUCCGGUGCCGUACCAGCUUGAUGGCUUCGGUAACAAAGCAUACCGCUUCCACAAGCCACCACACGCGCGUCCAGGCAGCUUGCGUAAGGUGCAGUCUGCUGCCGUCAUCAGAAACGCUGGGCGCAAAGGCUCGCCUCCAAAGUCUCGAAGACGCAGGCGACGGUCUCCAGACCUCACGCCUGUGCAAUCCAUGGCUUUCGAUAGCCCGGCGCCGACCAACUUCCCGAUCCCAGAGCUGCCGACUCCAUCGCAGCGUAACGCUCCGUUCGACAUCGUCAAGGGAUCUAUGGACAUUGGCGGCAGGCCUUCGAACGCCGCAGUUACGGAAACGUCACGCAUGUCAGAGGAGACGAAUCUGGUGGAUGCUAUCGCCAGCACCAUGGUUGGCGAGUGGAUGUGGAAGUACAUCCGCAAGCGGAAGUCGUUUGGUGUACAGGAGGACUUUCCGAUCGCCGAGGAUGGAUCUGUCAACACUGCGUCUCAUGGCUCGAGGCAUAAGCGGUGGGUCUGGCUGUCUCCUUAUGAGAGGACUAUUAUGUGGGAUAGCAAGCAGCCGGCAUCAGGAACUGCGCUGCUCGGUAAGAAGGGAAGGAAGCUCGCCAUAUCAUCUGUGCUCGAAGUCGAAGACAACACGCCAUUGCCCAAGAGCCCAGAGCUGCGCACAGCAUACGACCGCUCGAUCCUGAUUCUCACGCCUGCUCGAGCACUAAAGUUUACAGCAAUCUCUGCCGAACGUCACGUCUUCUGGAUGCGAGCUCUGUCGUUUUUGGCGCAGCCUGCAAAUCUACCAUCUCAAAUCCCACCAAUGCCAGCCCUACCACGUCCACCGCAAGUGCCGCAAGACCCAGCACCCACCGUCAAGCGCCACCGAUCACCAUCGUUUGGCCGGGCUACAGUCCGGGACUCUAUUCGCAUCGCCAAGGGCAAGCGGCCAGCCCUACCUCAUAGCGCGACCCACCCACCGCUCCCUGAGACUGGUCCAAACGACGCCAUGAUGGCUCUCGAGGGCUCGCAGCGCGACGACAGCGCCGAGUUCCCAGCCAUCCCGCGCCUCUACAUUACCACGAGCCGCCACCAGCGAAAGCGCAGCAACACAAGCCCUCGGCUGCCCGCUCCUCUCAGCAGUUUCCGCAACUUCUCCACUAGUGCCGUCCCAUCUACGGCCUCCUCUGCUCUACAUCCUGGGUCCACGAAUGGCUCCUCCUUCCGCCCCAACGCCAGCGCCUCCUCGAAGAGCGGCAGCCGUCCAGACUCCCUCGCCAGUCCCGACCGCCCCAAUUUUUUCGAGGCAGUCGGCACAGUACGCAUGGAAGCCUUCGUCGACCCCAAUAUGCGCGACGGAGUACUCUAUGUCCCGGCUCCACCGGCGGACAAUGCUGCGCAGCCGAGACGACGGGGUGAUAGCAAUAUCAGCCAGUCGACUACCGAUAAGCGGCGGGCUGGGUAUGUGUUUGAUGAGAACGGCUUUGAUCCGUUCAAGAACUUUUAG
Molecule: messenger RNA, 4056 nt
Organism: Saxophila tyrrhenica
Lineage: Eukaryota; Fungi; Ascomycota; Dothideomycetes; Mycosphaerellales; Extremaceae
Exons: 2
Coding region: 1-4056 (1351 amino acids)
Biological process (GO): maintenance of protein location in cell cortex; microtubule cytoskeleton organization
Cellular component (GO): cell cortex; mitochondrion
Molecular function (GO): phospholipid binding; tubulin binding
Source: RefSeq, a predicted model, not a curated record